Molecule: messenger RNA, 3203 nt
Organism: Verruconis gallopava
Lineage: Eukaryota; Fungi; Ascomycota; Dothideomycetes; Venturiales; Sympoventuriaceae
Exons: 3
Coding region: 337-2994 (885 amino acids)
Biological process (GO): vacuole fusion, non-autophagic; vacuolar transport; microautophagy
Cellular component (GO): vacuolar transporter chaperone complex; fungal-type vacuole membrane
Source: RefSeq, a predicted model, not a curated record
GAAAGAAGGCUAGCUCGCAGGAUGAGAAACGAGAUUGACGCACCGAUAAGCCACUGGACCGUUGCACGACCCGACCGACUGCGGCAAGAGGUCGCGUGUGGAUGUGUGUCCCGACAAAGAAGCGCAAGUUUAGUGACCAAACUUUCCUUGUCGCCGUACCAAGAGAGCAUAGUGGAUCAGCGCAUGGCUUGGCUUCUCUUGGGCCAAAACAUCUGCUCUCCAACUUGUUCCCGCUUCAAAGUUGCUUGUCUCCUCACAUUGUGUUUGUUGUGUCCAGCUCGUCGCCGUGACUGACCGCUUCCUUCUCGUAUGCGGCUCUAGAUCGGGCGUCUGGGAAUGAAAUUUGGCGACUCGCUGCGCCAGCACUCGGUUCCUGAGUGGGCGUACUACAAUGUCGACUACGAUGCUGUGAAGCACUUGAUCAAGGAAUGCACCAGCGCGGGCAAGGGCAAAGCAAUUGCCAUUCCUGGCUGCGACAACGAGGGCGCCGCCAACGGCGAGAACAGACUCUACGCUGUGCUUGUCGCUGAGCACGAGCGUGUCGGCUUAUUCGUCAAGAGCAAGUCCAAUGAGAUUCAAGGACGCCUGACCAACGUUGAACGAGUAUUGAGGAAGCUUCGCUCCCGCAAUGUGAGCAGUGGGUCGGACGUGCCGAGGCCGUACCUCUCGGGCCGCUAUGGCAAGCUUGAGCGUGAGGCCAUCAGCGCUGGCGAGGAGAUUCGUGCUUUGUCGCGAUUUGUCGCUGCGCAGCGCACCGCUUUUAGGAAGUUGCUCAAAAAAUAUAAAAAGUGGUCGGGCUCGACUUCGCUGGAAGAGCGUUUCCGGACCGAGGUUCUGGGCAGAUCGAACAGCUUCACGAACAUGUCGAUGAGUGAAACCUUCGAUCGCUGGACGGACUUGCUUCAGGCAAUCCGUACUGCCAAUGGCUCUGGAGCCUUGCCCGGCCUCACGCCUUUGCAGACCAGCAAGGACCGCCCGUCCUCUCAAGACACGCGAGGGCGGGUGGCUCUGCGAAGCUCUGCAUCUGUUGUCCGACAACUCGAAGAAGCCAUCAAUACUGUGAGCGAUGUGAACUUUGACACGGCCUUCUCUGAAGUCACGAUUGGCGACAAGGGAGCGCGAGCAAUCUACUGGAUCCAUCCAGAGCAGUUGAUUGAAUUGCAGGUUCUACUGCUUCAACACUUUCGACUCUACUUAACAAAACAAACUAUAGAAUCUGCCUCGCCCUUUUCCCAGUCCCCAAUUCUAUCACGCCGUAGCUCUGUGUCCACACGCCAAGAAGGUGUAAUGGAACGUGAGAAUGAUUGCGGUGUCAUUUACGUGGACAAUGCCGACGACUAUGGCGUUCGGCAAAGCAGAUCUACCGUCAGUGAAUCCGAAGAUUCUCUUACAUGUGCCGCAGCCGCCGCGCGAUGGACAUCUAGCUUAGACGAUGCAACUAUAGCUUUCAGGGCUCAAGGGCCAUCCCCUCAUCCCGGCAUAGCGCGAAUCCGUCGAAAGCAUCUCGGCGCCUUUCUAGAUGCAAAUCGUGAUUUCAAGCCCUGGAAGACUGUUGGGAAUGCCGCUUCGAUGGAUCUGACUACGCCAACUUCAACACUGCAGUCCAUGAGCCUGGAUGAAGCACGAAAUGUGCUUGAGAGAAACAAGAGGCUGGAACCAUUGGUAGCUAUUCUAUGCAAGCGGACCCGCUUUCUAGGCCUUAGCAAUUCUUCCUUUGCAGGGCAAUGGGCAACUCUUGACACCCAAAUUUGCUAUGAAAAGAUGUCGAAAGAUGUUUUGACAGGUAAGGACUGGACAUCGAAUUUGAUGAGAAAUUGCCGAGAGUUUCCUUUCGCUAUCCUUAGAAUUCGUCAGGAAGGAAAAGUUGCAAAGGAUGUCAUCGAUCUCCUGGACAAGAGCCAUCUCACAGAGCGAAUUCGAGGUUUCUCGCUCGCUAGCCACGCUAUCUACGAAUUCUGGAAGCCUUGUGCCAUGAGUCCUCCAUUUUGGAUUCCCGCCCUCUCAAGAGAUAUUCGCAAGGUCCCUGAACAUGUUUCCCUUGGCCGUCGCAAGUCUUCGCAGAUCACCGUGAUCGAGCAUGGACAAAACUCAAGUGCCUCUAGUAACUCUGAGAACGAUCGAUCUGGUUCCAGUACCGCCGUUGGAGAUUCUUCUACUACCUCGGUGCCUAACACGCCAAUGUACGAACGGGACUUCAGUAGACUGGAUGCUAUCGCCGAGGUAAAAUCUGCGAAGAAAAUCAGGGUUGACGAGCCAUCUCUUGACAAAAAGUCGCGAAAGAAAGGAAAGGACGAGCGGAGGUACUGGAAUGAGUACGACUAUCCGAGCGAUGAUGAUGAUGAUGCAAACGCGUACUAUAUCUACAUUGACCCGAACAAGGAAGACAAAUGGUUAGGCCAACAAACUGCGGAGCUUCUCUUUGCAAAGAUCACCUCAAUCUUCUCUAGGAACAAGAAAUCAAUCACUGACGAAGAGCGGGCGCUCAGUCAGCCGCUCACAGAAGAAGAGGAGGACUCAGAGAGUACAACUAGUCCUUCUGAUUCAGAACUGGAAUGGGCAGGCAACAAAAAAUCAUUCCUUUCGAAGAUUCGCGGCAGAAAGCGCAAUGAUUACGGCACCAUGAACAUACAUCAUAACCAAGUGAAGCGGGCCAACACUCAAUUGAAACAUCUCAUCCUGCCAGCUGUCGAGACAGAGUCGUCCGCAAGCACGUCUUCUCGUCUUCUAAUUACAGCUAUUUGCCUCUCUGCAAGUGUCAUCCUAUGUGUACUUGAGGGCAUACUUGCCACAACUGGACGCAAGAAGCAGAAAGGUGAAGUGGAUGCUGGUAUCCUCCUCGGCGUCAUCGCGAGUCUGUUCUUCGCGCUUGUCGGUGUGACAAGUGUCCUGACGGCCAGAGACGGAAUCGGCAUUUUCAAAUGGGCAUGCAUCGCCAUCGUGUUUUCGGUCGUGUGCGUGGCAGAUGGAAUCUUAGUAGGUUGGAUAUUGGUUUAAUUUGUUUCGUUUUUCCAGAACACAGCAGGCGGCACGAUGUGACAUCAGCUUGAGCAGCGGGAUUCUUUGUUGUAUUACGAUUUAGACUGAAAGAAAAAAAAUCACGAAAUAGGUGAUGUCAAGGAUUAGAUAAAUGCAUGAAGCGGGCUACGAGUUCCCGUGGGUUCACCCGGAACUGUACGUACUAAUGAAAAUUGUUUCUUUCACGA